Molecule: messenger RNA, 879 nt
Organism: Passer domesticus (house sparrow)
Lineage: Eukaryota; Metazoa; Chordata; Aves; Passeriformes; Passeridae
Exons: 5
Coding region: 1-879 (292 amino acids)
Source: RefSeq, a predicted model, not a curated record
AUGGUAUCCGCGGGUAUUAAAUGGGAUGCGUUGCAGUUCAGCUGCAGGCUGACUUUAGUGCUGGAUGCCGAGCAGCGUUUGGCACAGGUGGAGGAGUUUUCAUCACAGACCCAGAUUAACUCCGGUGAAGUUGUUCCGCGCCUGCCAGUGCCGGAGGAGCAAUCUCCGUGUGGGAGAAGCGCCCGCCGCCCUCCCCUCCCGGCGCCGCUCGGCCGAACAAAGGCGGCAGCGGCGGCGGGUCCCCUUUGCGCGCCGCGGGCCGGGCAAGGGCCGAGCCCAGCGCCUGCCCCGGGCUCCCGGCCCGACCCGACCCGGCCCGGCUCGGCAGCGGGUCAGCGGGAGGAAGCGCUGGCUGCGCGGCGGGCGGGCGGCUGCCAGCGGCCCCGGCCCUCCCCGCCCCCGUCUCCUCCCCUCGGCCGCCAUCCUCCGCCCCCUCCGCCUUCCCCUCGCAGCGGCGGCGGCGGCUCGCUCGGCCCCGGCUCCUCGCGGUUCUCCGCGGCUUCGCCUCGCUGCUCUCCGGGGCUCCCGCGCCGCGCUGCCCAGGACGGCAUUGCUGCAGGGAGCCUCUGGGAGUUCCAAGGUGAAGAGAUCUGCCUUCAUCUGGAGGCCUCUGCUAAAGGUGGAGACUUAACAGGCCAGACAGCCUUAGCAGGAGUUCAGAAGUCUUACACCAAGAAUCCUCUGGAGCAUUACAUUCUCCCCUGUUUGGAGUGCAGACAAGAGUUUGGCAUUCUGCUUUUACAGAUCGCUGCCGCUCGCUCGUGGAGCGCAGAGGGGACGGCGAGACUCCCACAUCUUUCAGCGAGAAGAAAGGAGCCAGCGGAGCAGACUAAUAGGGACUUGUGUCGGGUGCCCUUGCCCUACAAAGGCUGCCUUUAA